GAAAGAUGGAUAAUCGUGAUAAAGCGGCCGGUCGGAAGCGACAACCAGAGGGAGCCAACAUUCCGGCGAACAAACGCUUCAAGUCAGCCGAGACCGUGUCUGCUUACUUGGGAGCCAUCACAAAUGAACUUUCAUCGAAUGGAACGGUCCAACAGCCGAUGAAAAUUCAUGACACGAGAUUUCAUCGGCGCAUGAAAGAGGAAAACAAGCAAGAAAAGCUGACAGACCUCAACGCUUAUUACAUCGAGCAUCUAAGCCUCACAGAUCUCUUGAAUGUUGCCAACUCCAACCAACAAUUGAAACCAGCGGCGGAUUUGGUGUUCAUGAGCCAUUUUGGGAAACGAUUCAUAAAAAUCGAUGUGGAUCGCAUGAAUUUGGGUAUCUCUGAGAAGCGCACAUAUUCGGUUACAACUGCAAUUCCAUGGUCGUUCCGUCUCAAGUUGCUUCGCUGCUUUGGACACUUGAUCACAAGAUUGAAGAUUGCGUAUAAACAUUCACAUGAGCCAUCACAAGAGGAUUCAAAACGUGCUGCACAAAUUGAUUGUAAUGUCAACAAAUACUGUGCUGAGUCACUGGUGGAAAUCGAGUUUGAAAAUUGCGCAGCACAUACGCUGAAUGAUCUGAAGAAGCCAUUCUCAACCGUUGAAUCAGUACAUUUUACUGACUGCGAGAUCGGAAGCAAGCUGUCCGAGCUCGAUAAAUGGUUUCCAAAGGUGCAACGCUUGGAAUUUUAUCGGACAAUCGGAACAUCAGAUGGUAACGACAUUGCUGUUCAUUUUGCUCAUCUUCAACAUUUGGGUCUAUAUUAUCCACCUGAUGAAAAGAUCUGUUUCAACGAACAAUAUUUUGUUGAACUCUUGCGCCUAAACCCGAACCUACGAAGCUUAUGUAUUGGUGGCUGCAUCGAUGCCAAGUACCUUCAGAGCGUUAGACAACAUCUACAGCAUCUGGAAAGCCUGGAUAUCUAUGCACAUGGACACUUCUCUGAUAUUGCAAACGAUACCGUGCACUUUCCAAAUGUGAAGAAGCUCACAUUACGAAAUGUGGUGCUUGAACAAUUUCCGCUGACAUUCAACGAACUCGAAUCUUUGGACGUUGUAUCAACUGCUAUGGACCGUCCAUUGGCCGAUUUCAUCAGCAAACACAAAACACUUACCAAGCUUACUUAUUUGGGUCGAAAACGCGGCAAAGAGGGCGUGCUAUCCGAGAUUUCUUCGCCAGCAUUAGUUGAAGUCGAUUUUGGACAUUGCAUUUUUCCGAUCGAUGAAGUGAUCUCGUUCAUGGACAUAUGCACAUCGCUAAAGAAGCUCAC
Molecule: messenger RNA, 1312 nt
Organism: Sitodiplosis mosellana (orange wheat blossom midge)
Lineage: Eukaryota; Metazoa; Arthropoda; Insecta; Diptera; Cecidomyiidae
Source: RefSeq, a predicted model, not a curated record